Cuscuta europaea is the source of this 1790-nucleotide messenger RNA. The record is from the annotation of a GenBank genome assembly. NCBI's taxonomy places the organism in Eukaryota, Viridiplantae, Streptophyta, Magnoliopsida, Solanales, Convolvulaceae.
CUUUCUGCUUCGGCGAGUUCGUCAAAACCCCCCAAACGCCAAAACCAAUUCCCGACCUAGAAAUCUAACACGCAGGCAUGCAACAACCCUCGUCCAUCUUCAGUCUCUGCCAGACGGUCAGGACGGCGCACGGUGGCUCAGCCCGCUCAGCAUUCGGACGGCCGGAUGGCACACUGGAGGCUGCUGCUGCUCUAAUUUCUCUUUGGUGGACGGUGGUAAUUGGUAAACUGAGAAGUUUUCUGUGGGGACUCACGGGUGGGGACAAAGUGUGUGGUAAAGAAUUGUAUUGAGUUGUAUGGACAGUACCAUGUAUAAAGAGUAACAACCUUAGAUCUUAUGGGAUGGGGGUAUUACAAUAAGUGACCACUUUGAGAACUUGAAUAGGGACAUCAAAGCAAUAUGAGAGAAUGUAUAAAUACUAGCUCAUACAUUCUGUAAAUCAUCAUAGUAAAUAUACAGAGCAUUAUUCCUGAGUUUGCCUAUUCAUAUAGCUCACGUAUGAAUCAUUCUUUAUGGUAUCAGAGCUUGCAGUAAAGUUACUGCCUUGAUCCACCUACGGCCAGCUUAACCAAAGUCAGAAAAUCCCACUCUCUAUUAAAGCCAAAUGUCUAACCCUCCUGUAACCACACCAGGCUCAUCUUCCUCAAUCUCUCUUGAUUCAGAAUCUACCCAACAACUCAUAUCCCUUAAUGCUUCCUCUCAAAUCCCUCUGAAACUCUCAUAAGACGGCUCUAACUACUCUUCAUGGAAGGCCCAAAUCACCAACUUACUCUUUGGAUAUGAUCUUCUAGGAUUUGUUGAUGGCAGCAAUCAGAAACCAGACAAAUCAUCACCUACAUAUCAUUUCUGGACUAGGCAAGAUCGUCUUGUCCUACUUGUUAUUCAAUCCACCGUAUCAAAUACGGUCAGUCCAAUUAUCAACAGCUGCAUCUCUUCUUCUGAUGCGUGGCAGAAGCUAGAAUCUAGCUUCGCAAACAAAUCCACAACCCGUAUGCUCUCUCUACUCAAUAGCCUUGCUACAACUAAGAAGGCUGGAAAAACAGUGAUGGAAUAUUUCAACACCAUGCGUGGCUUCAUGGAUGAUUUGAUUACCAUCGGUCAUCCUCUUCCCGAUGGACAAAUCAUGUCUUGUAUCCUAUCUGGUUUUGGUUCAGAAUACAAAGAAACUGUUGGAGCCCUACGUGUGCAGCGUGUUCCUCUAUCCUUUGAGGAUCUCCGUGAUCAUUUUCGUCAUGCUGAAAUGCUGGCUGGAGAUACUACCGAAACACCUAUCACAGCCCAUUACACUCAGCGGCGGAACUAUAACAAUAACUAUCACGGUCGCGGUGACUAUAAUAACCGAGGUCGUGGUGGUCGAGGCUGCCCACCUCAGUCUGGCAGCUAUUCCUCUUCUCAACAAUCUUAUCGGAACGGUGAUUCCCAAAAGAUCUUCUCCGGACCUCCCUCUCAGCGCCCUAUCUGUCAAUCGUGUGACAAAAUUGGUCACACAGCCAGACAAUGCCACUCCAGAGGUGUAUUUUCUCCUACUGCAAAUAUGGCAGAUAGCCCAUCUGAUUCCGGCAACAAUCAAAAUUGGCUACUGGACACGGGUGCUAGUGUGCUACGCAUCAUAUAACCUCUGACUUGAACAAUUUGGCUAUCCAUUCUGAUUAUAAUGGCAACGACUCAGUUCUAAUGGGAAAUGGUAAUGGUAUUCCAAUUUCUCAUAUUGGAUCCCCCGGAUCUCAAGAUCGGGGUAUUCUUGGCCCGAGGCCAGAGUAACAACAAUCUCUACACAUGGUCCUUCUCCU